AUGAAGGAAAUUCAAAUCGCCAGGAAAAACUUUGCGCGCUCAUCUGAUCCCGCGACGAAGAGAAUCAUCAAAGAUCCCGAGCUCAAGAAUCGAAAGUUUGCGGAGAAGAAACAGAGCGCAACCGUCUCCUCAGCUGAAAACACGAAGGAACCAUCGGAUUUCGCUCCGAUCUAUUUCGCGAUAUCCGAUUACGAAGCCGAGAGUUUUCUGCAAGGAUCGAGUGUAGACCUCUUACCAACGGCAGAGGUUUGCGACGAAUCUCCAGUUUCAACCGUUACUAAUGAGAAUUUACACAUCAUCGACGCGAUUGCUGCGGAGUUGCCUGCUUCUGUGCACUCCUUGCGCGCCGAGAUCACUGACCUGAAGAACAUGGUUUACUCUGUUAAGAGUUUUGAGGAAAGUAACUGCAUCGAUGGAUCUAUUACUCUCAGACUCCGCAUUGUGACUUUCGCUUUGGUACUUUGGGCUCUCUUUGCUGCGGUUGUUGUUUCCGUUAGCUCAGGAGAGGAGGUUUCUUACUCUGGACCGUUUCCAACUUGA
Eruca vesicaria subsp. sativa (arugula) is the source of this 540-nucleotide messenger RNA. Lineage: Eukaryota; Viridiplantae; Streptophyta; Magnoliopsida; Brassicales; Brassicaceae. The record is from the annotation of a GenBank genome assembly.